AUGGGAAGCAAAGAAACUAAUAUGGAUCCAAAAGAAAUUAAAAAUACCACAGAUAAAAUGUUACCACAAGUUGAUGUAAAUCCAAAAGUGGUUAAAAAUACUGCGAUUUUAAUCGUGGGAUGCACCGGGGCUGGUAAAAGUACGUUAGGAAAUUGGAUUUUAGAUGAAGAUUUAUUCGAAUCAAAAAACAAGAUGGGUAGAGUCACUAAAGAAUGUCAAACUACUCCAAUUCGAAUUGAUGGUAGAGAAUUUGUUAUGGUCGACACUCCAGAUAUACAAGACUACCGAAAUUUUGAAGGAAUAGUUGGUAUGAUUAAACAUUUUCUUGGAGAUGGAGUUAUUAACCAUAUGAUAGUUGCAUUUUCUCAUUUGAAUAAGACGCAAACUGAAGAAUAUCAUAUCGAAGACAGGCUUAAUCUGUCAAUGAAGAAGUUUUUGGAAACUAUAGAAAAUCGGUGGAUUAUUUCUCCGAAUCCAGAUAUAUUUAACAGGAAUGACCAAGUUGUAAAACAAAGUAUGAAUAAUAUCAAAGAGAUGAUUCUUAAAUUUAAUAAGGCAUAUAAUUUACUUAAUUUUAGAGAUGCACGGCGACAAAAGUCAAAUACCACUUUAAUUUUCAUUAUUAUCGGUUUUAUUUCUUUAUUUUUAGGAUUUUUAGGAUUUAAAAAUUAUGAACAUCUUAGAUAUUAUAUAUAA
This is a messenger RNA of Dentiscutata erythropus, 696 nucleotides long. The record is from the annotation of a GenBank genome assembly. Lineage: Eukaryota; Fungi; Glomeromycota; Glomeromycetes; Diversisporales; Gigasporaceae.